Molecule: messenger RNA, 1310 nt
Organism: Vitrella brassicaformis
Lineage: Eukaryota; Vitrellaceae
Source: the annotation of a GenBank genome assembly
CCUCAUCCCACUACCGUCCCUCUGUUGAUGACGUCAUCCGCCAAGUCGAAGUGGCUCAGCACGGCACUCCAGCGGGGCAUCGACUGCGGGAAGCGGUCGACCAGCGGCUGAGACCGGUCGCCAAGAGACCGCUCGGUCGUCCACAGAUUGAUAUAGCCCCAGCUCUCCUCCAGAAAUGCAGCGACCCUGUCGUUGGGCCGGAAGCCGCUCACAAUCACACGACGACGAUCUUCUGGGUUGGCAUAAUUGAGAUUGCCGAAGUCGAAGCGGAAGUCCACAGCGAUGCCCUGCUGCUCGCUGAUGCCCUCUGUCAGCAGACGGCGAUAGCGGGGGUCCCCACGGUCGAUGUGUGCAUUCAGCACAUGCCUGUGGCCCACCCCCUCCUGAUGGUGCCACCGCUCGAGCAGCGUGAGCACCAAGGACGAGGCGAAUGAGCGGUAGAGGUAGUCGGCCCGGCGGGUAACGGGAUCAGUUGUCUUGUAGCCGCUGCGAUAGGGAUAGUUGGCCGGCAGGUCACUCAACGGCAGCACACGGAACGACUCAUUUCCGAUCCGAUAAGCAUCGUUGUUGGCUCGCUGAAGCUGCAGGCUCGUCCCCUGGUAGGUGAGGCGGUGGCCGAUGGUCUUGUAAACGGCCAUGGCGAGGGGCAGCUGGUGGAGGGCUGCUGGGGUGGGCAGUGCAUCAGCCGACAGCCGCAAGGGCAGAGUGGCAGUGGGUGUGAGCAGAUAGAUGGUGGCCAGCCGAAUGAACCGCCCCAUCCCCCGCCACUCGUCGCCACUGCCCUGCUCCAGCAGAUAAACCACCUUCAAGCCGUCCUCCAGACCACCGACAUCGAAGACCAGGACGUCGUCAAGCUCCAGACGACCAAUGGCCUCCUCUAUGCGCUGCUCGACGAGUGUCAGUGCGGUGCUGUCCUCGGCCUGCGGCAAUCUGUGGAUGCAUUGACGGAGUCUGGCGCGUCUGGCGGGGUGGGGUGACAUGGCCAUGUCUGCCGCCCUGGUGAUGGCAAGGUCGGGCAGAGAGGGGACUGCCGGAGGGGCGGCGGGGGGCCGGGGAGUGGUGGGGGGCAUGUGAUGCGACGACGACGCCUUCGGUGGGUGAGAGAUCUGAAUGAAUCAAAAGAGGAAGGACAUACAAACGAGGAAAUGGCAAUCAGUCAGUCAGACGAGUGCCAUGGCAGGGCGGGAUGCUCUGCUUACCUCAGCCAGACACCGUCACAGCAGAGAGGCGGGGGGAGUGAGCCGUGGUGAAUGAGUGGCUCUGCAGACACACAGCACAAGCGUCAUGCAGCACCUGCCAGACUGACUGAC